AUCGCGAGCGCGGAGAAGAUUUUUAACAACUUGCUCUUCUCGGUGCUAGUCCGGCAAACCUCGAUUUACGUGAUUGUCCUCAACGCGGCGUCCUUGCUCACGGCGGAUUGCAAGCAGUACGGGUGCAAGAAAAUGCUGAACUUCGUCCGUUUGCUCUACGCAAGGAUCAGCUUUGGCAAGAAUGGGACCAACACCGCAACUGCGUCCGAUAUGAACGACCCCGCUACCAACGUGGUAAACGGGUCCACCUCCGCGAAUGCCAGUAUUCACAAGGAGGAAAAGGUGUUUUUGCAGUUCGGAAACUUCUGGAAGCAGCUCAUGCUCCGCUUCCCCCCAGAGGAGGAGGGAGGUAGUAGUUCCAAGCACAGGAAGCGAAACAACGGCCACCCGGUCAAUGCUUCCAGUACUACAACUUCCGCGCAGCAGACCUCCAGCAAGCACGUCGCUUUGAAGGACAAAGAGGAAGACAAAAAACAGCUGCGCGAACUGGCCGGGAAACCGACCGAGGAAAAUUACAAGCUGAUUUCCGCGAUCGUUUGCGACCAGUCACUGUUGCUGUAUCGAAGAAAAAAACUUUGUUAGCGUAACUUUGUGAUGCCCAACUUGCAAGAUGAUUGCGUCUGUCAUGCUGGGCAUGCAUUGUAGGGCCCACGAUUCAGUGGCGUUUUCACAUUCGCGUGCUAUCUGCGCAUAACAGGUUUUUGCUCUCAUGCCAGACGGAUUUGUCAUGCUGUUCCUCGAAGAAAGUUACGCCUACAGUCUUUUUUUCUUGGAUAUGCUAACGAAGCCGGAUAAUGCAACUUCCUCCAAAGGGACAGCGAAUAUCAAGCUGCCGGACACGCCUUCUUCUACCCCCACUGCUGGACGUCGACGAACAAAUGGUCUUACCUCACCGACCAACUGCCUGCAGAACAAUUUCGCGAGUAACGAAGAGAAGUUGCAGUUCCUCUGUGAAAAGAUCGCGAAAGAGUUCGACUGCGGACUAAAUUUCUACGAAAAAUUUGACGAAGAGCAAAAGGACUUUUUGAAGAACAAACCCUCGUCCACCUCACGAGCAGACGAAAGAAGUGCCCCCGCAGCUGGAACAAGUGUUUUAACAUCGAUGUCCACUGGAGUUCCCUUAUCGUCGUCCGCCGGAACAGCAGCCACUAGUGCGUCGGCGUCCGCAGGAGGAGGACCUGCUUCGUCGACGCACAACCACCCGCAGAGUUGUAGCGGUGGUUUGCAAUCCUCGGGUCUGACGUCGAGCAGUAGUUCUUCUUCGUUUUACAACGACCAGCGACAGUCCAUCAUCGAGGAGGAGCUUCUUCUCGGCUCCACCUCGGUGCUCGACGCCCGUGGGUCCGGUUUCCGGUUUCAACCGAGCAAAGUGGAAAUAUACGAAUUCGACACGGACGGCAGAACCAAUCGCGACCUCGCGGCAGGCCGACUGCCCACGUCACAACUGAAUACCAGCGCGAGUAGCAGAAUAAUUGGGUUGGAAAAUAGUGUUUUUGACGAAAAUCAAAAUCGUGACGUUGUUCCGCAUCCGCACGGGGGGAAGAACCCGACUACUAGCGCAAGAACGCCUCCUUCCUCGAGUAGAAAUCCUAACCAAAGAAUCGCAGGCUCUUUUGCAGAUGACGACAACCUUACGGCCGCGCCUUCAACUAGUACAGCACCUGCAACGACGAUUGACAUGCCGUAUGGCCAUGUCUGUUGUGGGGGCACGUUCGACGUUCCACUGCACAAUGGGCACAAGUUACUACUCACCGAGGCUCUUUUCCUGACCAAGCAGCGGCUCGUCGUGGGGAUAUGAAUUGCAAAAGUGUCGUACUCGGUCGUAUAAAAGCAUUACAAAUUUCCUCAGCAUGAGAAAUAAAAUUUGUAAUGCGGAUUUAUCUUAGCAAAGGGAUUUGUAAUGCAUGACUGCAAUACGAGUGCGAUACUUUUGCACAGGAUAGGGGAUCUCGGGCGACGACUCCCUUUUGUUAGAAAAGAAGAAAUUCCGCGACUUGAUCGCGUUGGAGCAGAAACGGGGUGAGCAGGUGGAACUGUUCCUGAAAGAGCAGAUGCGGCUGAUGCCGAUCUACCAGCCCUCGAAUUCGGUGUCCGCCCAACAACGGCAGUUCCCCCGGGAGCGGCCGAAGGCGAAGCUCCCGAAGGUGUUCGUCACUUUUCUGCAAGACGCCGCGGGCCCGGCGGGCACGGACCCGCAGCUGGAAAUGAUUGUGGUUUCCGCAGAAACGAAGUCGGGUGCGGAUUUUGUGAACCGGUGUCGCGUAUCAAAUGUAAAAAUGUCCGGGUCUGGAAGAAUGCAACUUGUCAUGCUAAAUCUCAAGCAUGCAAAAAUCUGUGUUGCAUGAUUGCCAAAAGUCCUCCAGUUUUGACCAAGUCGGGGGGGAGUUUCUCAUGCAGGAUAGGCAUGAGAGAGAUCUUCGCACAGAAUCUGUCACGCCAGGUCCUGCAUUGCAGACCUCAUGGGUCAUUUGGAAAAGCUGCGGGACAAAUCGCGCACUCUUCCAGACCCAGACAUAUUUGCAAUGCAUAUCGCGAAGCCGAGAGUCAGAGGUACGCGGAGCGGAAUCAGAUGGGUUACAACCGCGCAAUGCCGUAUAUGGAGUUCUCAAGUGUUACACUUUCAACUGUUACAUGAAUUUGCAAUGCAAGACUGGCAUAAGUGAAAGAAGGAAGAUUGCGCCUUUUGCAUUACAAGUUUGGCGCAGAUUUCGAUGCUGUCUAGCCCUCCCGAAAUUUGUCAUGCGAAGCAGCUCGAUCAUCUGCCGGCUUACGGUGCUUUUCCAUGACAAAUUCGUGUAGCAGUUGAGAAUGUAACGUUUGAGAACUCCAUACCGUACUUGAAAAACUUAGCGACCCACGUAAUCAACGACGGCGUUCUCGUGCAGCCGGAAACCUGUGUAGCCAGCUCGCAAGGAGGUGGAGCCGGGACAUCCUCCUCGGCAGCAGGAGCAGUUGUGUCUGCUUUAUUUGCCACAAGCGGCCAUGUCUCAUCUUCCUCGGCUCCUACUUCUAGGCAGAAGAUGAACCCUCAGCAGACGGUUGCGGACUUUCUGGAAGCCAAGACCUCUUCCUCCACGCAGCGUUUCCGGAAACUGGGGGCGUUUCUGCCCCACAUCACGUUUCCCGGGGAUUGCUUCGACCUUGUUCCUGCUAUGCUAGUACCGAGCAGUGGUGCUCAGAUGUUGACCACCGCAAACAACCUGAGUGCCGGAGAGCAGCUACUACAGGAACGAAAUUUGUUGAUACAGAAGCUUUACGAGAAACGAUUCUCCCUGUACGGACAGUGUGAAAAACUGCUCGCGCAGACGAUUUACCAGGUCACGAAGCGGAUGCUGAAAGUGGAAGAUAACUACAUCAAGAACUACGGCGCGAGCAACUUGGAGACGACAUCAUCUUCUACCUCCGUAGUAGUUCCACCUCCAAGAACUAGUACACGACCUCCCGCUCGUCCCGCAUUGGACCCGAAGUUGCACCUCCUGUCGAAGUAUGAACUGCAAAAGUAUAAUCGUACUCGUAGUAUUGCAACACAAAUUUCCUCAGCAUGACAAAAAGAUUUUGUCACGCUGAUUUAGCUAGAAAAUGAAAUUUGUCUUGCAUGACUGCGAUUAGUACGAGUGCGAUGCUUUUGCACAGGAUACGAAGAAAGCAUCGCAGAGUUUGAAAAUGGCGAAACCACUCCCCGUCUACGUGAUUGGGCUUUGUGGGUCUUCUGGGUCGGGCAAAACCACGAUCGGAAAAAUGCUGCAGGAAAAAUACGGCUUCAUUUACGUCGAUUGCGACAAGAUUGGGCGGGAGGCGUACGAAGACCCAGAGUCAGAGUGUUACAAGCAGAUCAUCGAGACUUUCGGGCAGGUGAACGUCGUGGCGAUGACCAGCGAGGAGGAAGAAAGGAUAAUUACCCUUGCAACUACAAUAAGUGGUGCACUAUCAACAUCUGCUUCUUCGGCGCAACAAGAGCAACCGCAAGUCCGGGAGCUGCACAAGUAUUACCCAGAGCUCGCUGGGCGCCAAAUUGACCGCCGGAAACUGGGCAAAAUUGUGUUCAGCGACAAGGCGAAACGAGAACAGUUGAACGGCAUCGUCUGGCCCAGCAUUUGGCAAACCGCUUGUCUUAUCAAAUGCAAAUAUGUCUGGGUCUGGAGGAUUGGGGAAGUUUGUCAUGCAAAUUUUGCAUGACCUACGAUGUCGAUGAUGCAUGCUUUAGCAUUACAGGUUGUGUGAAGGCUCUCUCAUGCCUAUUGUCAUCGGUAUUGACGUACACCCAGUUUCUGUCUGAAUGCAAAAAUCAUUACUACUAUCGGUAUUCGUUCAGAGCAUAUUUAUUCGGACCAUCGUACACCUAUCGUUGUAGUAUCGUACACACUAUACUAGCUUCUAGCAUAGCGUGCUAAUCUGAAUGCAAUGACGAUGAGAAACGAUACAGAUGAAAAGAAGACCGAUGUGGAUUUUUGAAUGGAACGAUGUCAGGCUUGUUUGUGAACCCAAUAUACGCGCAAUACUGGAAUUCACAAUUGGUAACACCCCAAUACGAUUGAGGAUCGUAACCUCUAUGAAAGUUUCCAAAUUUGUUGUUCACCACAUUUACAGGAAACUUCACAUGGUAGCGGAUUUUAUUUCUUUCUUCACUUUAAAAUUUUUAUAGUAGCAUGACAAAUUCGAAAAAUAAAUAGUUACAGUUUUUUACAUAGCAUAAAAAACAAAAUACAUAACUCAACAGUUUUAUACAGAAGCAGCAUCACAAAUUCAAAAUAACACAAGUAAAAACGCAUAAAUCAAGUAUAGUAUACUUCUAAUCUCCAUGUAAAUCAUAUAAUUUUCCACAUACAACUUUUUUGAAAAACAUGCCUAUUUUUAAGUAGUUAGCUCGUGUUUCGCAUUACAAGUUCUUAUAUCGCAUCACCUUAAUUCUAAGUAAAAAUCCCUUACUUAACAUUACAAAUUUUCCAUCUUAACAACCCCAAAAAUGUUCAAUCCUUUCGAUUCCGGUGCGGAGUACCCUCCUCCGCCACAUCCAACAGGACAACACGCAGCGGGACCGAGUCCAAUGGCAGGCGAAACGCAGCCGAUUACGCCCGAAGAGUUUCGGGAGACCAUGAGAAGACUCGGACAGCUGACCCAAAUGAUCGAGCCGAUCGCGCGGCAUCUCCUCGGCCAAGCAAAUACAGCGGGAACGACGCCGCCCCAGCCGGGGAACGCCAUGCCGAACAUGCAGGCCCCGGCCACAGCUUCGCCCCCGCUCAGCCGCUGGGACUAUCAGAAAGCCGCCCCCAAGUUGCAAGAACUCGGGCAGUUUAACGCCUACAGCCGGGACCUUGUGGGCUAUCUUUCUAAUUUGCGAAAAUACGGGAUCGAGGAAAGCUUAGGCCUUCCACAAAUCAAGCAAGCAAUUUCGUUGCAGGCAGUGCAUACGCAUCUGGCUACGCCAACAGUGGCGGAAUCGUUAACCUACGAUACCAUGCUGGAACAGAUUAGGGAGGCUCUGUUCGGCGAUCUCCAGAUGCAUCUGUUUUCGGAAGUGUGUCGGUUGGUGGAAAGAAACAGCGACACCGGGGACCUGGUGACGGCGCGCGCGCGCUUCCAGCAGAGCGCGCAGGCGCUGGCGCAUCUUCCACGAGAAGAGUUUUUAGGUCUUCUGUACUUAAGAUCGUUCGGAUUAACUCAGCUGCAGACGGGACAAAUUUUGGGCGCUUCCGCGUCCUACGCGUUCAAGGACAUUGACAAGCAAGUUGUCAAGUGUCUUGCGUCGUUUGCAGGCCGGGAGGAAAGCGCCACAGCCGCAGCAGGAAAAGGAAAACAGCGAUGGUAUCCGAACUAUGCCAAUUAUCGCGGGUUGACCUACGGUUCAGGUUCUCCGUCGUCGAGCGCCCACCACGGGAAGCCGAGCGGCAAGAACAACAGCAAGGCCAAAGGAAAAACGUACACCCCGAACCGCCCAGGACCGGGGAAAGGCAAAGGAGGCAAGUCGCGUUUCGGGUGGAAAGGAAAAUCUUCGCGCUACGCAGCAGGGGCUGUCGGCGAAGAUGACGAGUACGAAAACGACUAUCCCUACGAAGAGUGGGAUGGUGAGUACGACCACAACGACGACUACGACUACUACCCCGAGGAAGAACAGGAACAGCCGAAGGAAGAACAAGAGACCGAAAAAGUUUCUGCUGCUUUCUUGUCGUUCGAAUCGCCCCAGUCUAUGGCGGUGGAUACGGGCUGCGCUAGCAGCCUGGUGGGACAAGAAACGUUGGAUGCUAGCAAGCUGGCUUACGACUUGCAGGAGGCUAGUCCGGUCAAGUUUGCGUUUGCCGACGGCAACAACAGCACCAGCACGCAGAAAGCCGCUUGCUUCGUGUUCGGAGCAUCCAGAACCUUCCGAGUGGUUCAGGGAGCGACCCCGUUCCUGUUAGGGUGCAGCGAUCUCGAGGCGGUCGAUGUUGUCAACAAAACUUGCAAGCUGAAAAACUGCAAAACCCCGAAGCAGUUGCAAAAGGAAAAAGGAAUCCUGGUCGUCAAGGGCGACCAGACUUGCGUCUAAGGCAGUGGAGCGAGGAUUCUGGAAUCACUUUACAAGAAAUAUUUGUCGAGCACUGGAAAACCGGACACGCCACAAAGACAAGACAAAUUCGCCACGAGUUUCGCAAUUCUCGAAAGUAAAGGAUUUCCAGAUAAAGAUAGUUCCGGUAUCGUAUCCUGGAGAAUACUGUCAGACGUAGAAGCCCUAGCAAUGGCGAGGAUGAUAGCAACUACAAUGGCGCGAACACGCUACGCACCACGUAGACCACGAGCAGCCACCUUCGUUUCCACAAAAGUAGGAGAAUGGAUGGCCCUCGACAUCUAUUACUAUUCUCAGUCGGUAUUUCUCGGAGCACCAAAAGAGAAUGAGAUGUUGCAUGCUAUCGAUCUCCACUCGAGAUAUUCCCGAGGUCACAAGCCCCCCUCCAAAAACGUCAAAACGGCGGAUGUUAUCACUUUCCUCAAGGAGCUGAAGGAAAAGGGAUUUCUUCCGCGCAAUUUGAUGGCCGACCCUGGAAGACAGUUCAUCUCGACCGAGCUCCGAGAUUUCUGCAAGCAAGAAGGAGUCAGUCUCCAUCUUCUUCCCAGCGAGGAGCACUGGGAAAACGGAAUCUGUGAGCGCAGACACAAGGUUUUCCGAGAAGUUACGUUUCGGCUCAGACGCCUGGGCAACACGAGAAACGGAACCGAACUUCUGAAAAAGGUCAUAAACGCAGUCAACCUGCAGAGCAGUAGCGUUCUACCCGACAAGAUUUCUCCUUUCGAGGCUGAAUUCUGUAGGACGCCUAGUAAUGUUCGCACGUUUCUGGACCAACAAACGGAACAAAUUCCGGAAAAGUCGUCCUUUCUGGAAGAGUUUCGCGAGCGGUUGCAAAUCCGCCAGAUGUUGGAACAAGUUGCAGUUGACAAGGAGUUUCUGAAGCGUUUGGAAAUUCGCCGGAAACCGAAGGAAGAUGAACUAACUCCGGGAGCAGCAGUGGAAUACUAUUCCGAAGUCGAUCGAGCCUGGUUAGGGACCAAAAUAAUCGGGCUGGAGGAAGGACACGCAGGCAGACCGAUCUACCUGCUUUACGGGAAAUCGACUGGAUAUCAUGUGAGGAAGAGUGGUUCUCAGUUGCGAGUCAUCCCAUCGCUAGAGUUUUCAGCGCAUCCAAUUUACCAGCACUACGCACGGCAACAAGCUGCAAAAGCACUACCCAACAGCAGCGCAGUACCAAAAGAGGGAGCCCCUCACAGUGUAGCAAAAGCAAAGUCCGUAUCGCAUGCGCAAGUACUAAAUCCGCAUGCUCAUGCAAAUCUUCAAUCCGAAAGUCAGUCGAUUCAUUUUUCUAAAAACGCCUCUAGUUCUAGUUCAAGUAACAGUCCGAAUGUCGCAGAUCAGCAUGCUACUACCACUACUACCAGUACGACUAGCACUAAAAAUUUGACAGUUCCGCAAGGUGCUGAAGCACCAAAAGCAAAAGCACAAGCACCACCCAAAGCAAAAGCAAAAGCCCCGCCCCAAGCCCCUGAGUCACCUCCCGCAACUUCUGAGGAAGAGGAGGACGAAGAGCCCGACCCGCGCACGCUACGCGCGGAACGUAGGCGCCGUGAGCGCGAAGCGCGAUGGGCGCAAGCUUUUCUUGCGGCGGAAUCAGGUGGAGACAUUUCGUUUUCACUUGAUGAGAGCCAAAAAGAUUUGCUUUCUAGGUUGACAAAAGAGCGCUACGAACACCACUCAGGGCAUCGGGUGAUAGUUGACAAAGGGCAGGAAGUUUUUCAGUUUUUCGCAGCGCAAACCAGCAGGGAGAUUGCGUUGAUGAAAAUCAACAAAAACUGCUACACGGUCAAAAGUGAUUUGAACUGGAAAAAGCGCUACGAUGUUUUUCACUUUGUUUUGACCAAAGACGGUUUUUUCAGCAGAAAGAAGCACGGCGACAAGGUUAGUGGAUAUGAUUUUGUCUUUUCGCUAGCCUGUCUACGCCGCGUCGACUUGCCCAGUGUGACUCUUUCCCUUAAGCCGGAGGAGAUCAAAUCUGGCAAUGUCGAAGUGUCCUACAACUUCUUGAUCGACCAUGGUCUACAGCCCGAAGCGUUCAAGGCGUUGAACAAGGAAACUGGUAGCAUCAAAGACAAUGAUGUCUACGAGUUGCCGCAGGGAGAUGUGGAUCAAAGUCGAGCCAUGGAGUCGCGAAUCGUGUGGACAUUAAAAAUAGACACGAUAAAAGGCACGCUAAAGCGUGUGAAAGCAAGGUGGGUUGUUCGCGGUUUUCAGGACCCACGAAAAGGUUCUGAGGACAUAAGAACGGACAGCAGCAUGAUCAGCGAAGCAGGCUUGAAGACGUUCCUUGUCUUUUCCAAGCAACAUGGAUUGGACAUCGGGAGUGGCGAUAUCGAGACUGCGUUUCUGCGUGGUUUCUAUUUCGACCCCAACGAAAAGCCGCUCUACAUCACAGUACCCGCAGCGGUUCGCAAGUGCAAAAUCAUUGAGGCGCCUGUCAUUAGGCUGAAAAAGUGACUCUAUGGUUUAAUCGACGCACCCGAACGCUGGCAGGCAGCUCUGUUCAAGCGGUUAAAAGAACUCUGCGCCUGGUCUGUGACAGCUGACCAGAAUCUGCUUUAUUUUGUUGUGGACCAAAACAACAAUCUAAUCCCACCACCCCGCCCAGUUUACACAGAAGACACAGCAGCACAAAUCCAAUCCGACCCGACCUUUCGGCACGAGCCCCCGCAGGGCGGUCGUAUCAUUGGAACUAUGUGCGUUUUUGUUGAUGAUUUGCUGUAUUCUGGCGGUGAACUUUUCAAAAAGUUAGUACUGGCACCCCUGGAAGAAACUUUUUCGUUUGGUUCCAAAGAGGAUUUGACGUUUUCCAACCCUGUGAACUACGUCGGGCAAAAGCUCGCGCUGAACACCGACCACAGUUUUCGACUUUCGCAGGAGCACUACACUUCUAAGAUCGUCGAAAUUCCAAUUCCGCAUGGUGUUGAUGCGGAAUCGCGUGAGCCGUUCACACAGAAGAACAAAGACGGCAAGUGCCCCUACCGCGCACUUAUCGGCAAUUUGCGAUGGGCCACGCGUUCGCGCCCUGAUAUCGCAUGCCCAUUGUCGAUUUUGAGUUCAGUCAUGGAGCAUCCGACCUGGUCGGACAUCCACAAGCUGAACAAAGUCGCGCGCACAGUAGCACACAGGUUGGAUUUUAGCACUAAUUUUUUCAAGCUGCAAGGACCCCUUCAGCUAGUCUCUUUCAGCGACAGUUCGUUUAAAGGCCGACCAGAUGGCGAGUCUCAGACUGGAUUUAUCAUUUUUCUCAGCGAGAUGACUCCGGGCCCAUCUAGGCGCGCUAUUCCGAUGCGUUGGCAAUCGAUCAAGCAAGCGCGGCGGUCGUCAUCGCCCGCAGGUUCUGAGUUGUUAGCGUUGCGCGGUGCGCAUGCUGAUGCAAAGUAUCUGCAGGGUAUGCUUGUCGAAGUCGGAACUCUUGAUGCUAGUACGCCUAUCCUGUGUCUAACCGAUUCAUCCGAUAACGUUAGCACAGCCGGCACUACGCACAAGAUGAAGCGCGAAACGAACUUGAUGUCUGAUGCUGCGAUGCUACGCCAAGAACAAAAAGAAAAGCUUAUUGAUGUGCGCCACAUUCCGCGCGAAAUCAAUAUUGCUGACGAGCUCACGCAUAUGGCGUCCUAUCCCAGGAUGAUCAUUAAAGCGUUUGCAACUGGCCGCAUCCAAGUCAGCACCUAAAUCCAAGCCUUGAGCUGAAUGGUUCGGAUGCGGGUAAGUUUUUUGAGACAAUUUCUUUUCGUUUUUUGGCAAUUUUUGUUGUGAUUUUUCACUUUUUGUUGCAAGCUCACCCGCACUCUUUUUGCCUGAAGAUUUUUUUUCUUUUGUGCACAUCCCUCCGUGAGACUUUUUGCUUCAAUUUUUUGCCUAAGACCCCCUUUGUUUCUCGUGUUUUUCCACGCAUCAUGCUGUUGUUUUUUCUGGUUUUCAUUUGCACACUUUUGUAUGUCUGCAGCGAAGCUCGCUGCUAUUACGCAACCAAUAGAGGGUAUCUGUUAAACCCAUUGAUUUUGUAGUAGUGUCCUUGUUUAUCUUUGCGUCCAUUUUUGUUCACGGUAGAUUUAUUUUGACCUCCAAGUUUAUCAUGCUGUAUCCCAUGCGCAAUACAGAUUUACUUUUAUUUCAGGAGCCUGUAUCCCAUUAUGAUUUUCUAAUUUCAUCUUCGAAAUAGCACCUAAAAUAUUUACUAGAAUUACUAUUUUAUACUAUUUUACAUGCUAUUUCAAAUGGAGACGGGGGAAUGUCAUCGGUAUUGACGUACACCCAGUUUCUGUCUGAAUGCAAAAAUCAUUACUACUAUCGGUAUUCGUUCAGAGCAUAUUUAUUCGGACCAUCGUACACCUAUCGUUGUAGUAUCGUACACACUAUACUAGCUUCUAGCAUAGCGUGCUAAUCUGAAUGCAAUGACGAUGAGAAACGAUACAGAUGAAAAGAAGACCGAUGUGGAUUUUUGAAUGGAACGAUGUCAGGCUUGUUUGUGAACCCAAUAUACGCGCAAUACUGGAAUUCACAAUUGGUAACACCCCAAUACGCUUGAGGAUCGUAACCUCUAUGAAAGUUUCCAAAUUUGUUGUUCGCCACAUUUACAGGAAACUUCACACCUAUACUGCAUGAGAAAUGCCUUCUCGGAAUAGCAAAAAUCUGAGUGCCGGCUGCUCCUCAUGCAAUACAGGUUUUUGAAUCAUCGAAAGUUAGCAUCACAAAUUUCAUUCUUUCCAGACCCAGACAUUUUUGCAUUUGAUAUGUCUGCAGAUCGCAGAGGAGGUACGGAUGGAAAAAGCUUUGAUGUUCUGCAUAGAGAGUAGUACAUCAAGUAGCUAUGUUUGCAUCACAACCUCAACCUCCAACCGCAUUUUUUGAUAUUAAUGCCGGCUCUGCAUGACAGACCUUGAUAAAAUUCAAAAACUUCACCACAGGUCGAAGAGUUUGAGUGUGCCUACAGGCAGCUGCAAGAAGAAAAAUCCGCUUCCCAACGGAAUUCCCUGGUUACUGACCGCAACCGUGGUAUCAAAUGCAAAAGUGUCUGGGUCUGGAAACUUGUAAUGCUGCGUUGGGAAUAGUGAACGCUCUGUAAUGUUGCACAGCCAAGCAUGAAAAAUAUCUGCGCUUCUUUGUGUUGCGUGUUUCGCAUGACAAACUGCGUUUUUGCAUGACAGGCAAAAGGGUCUCUUCUUUGACACGCGUCACAAACUUUUUGGUCAUGCUAGACAAGCAUGACAAAUCUCGCAAUCAUCUUCCAGAGCCAGACAUAUUUGCACUUGAUACGUGGCACCAGCAAGCAACGGAGUCGGUCGAAGAGCAACAAUAUCCUGUGCAAAAGUAUCGUACUCGUAUUGCAAUCAUGCAUUACAAAUCCUUUUCUUAUGGUCGAUCCGCAUUACAAAUUUUUUUUCUCAUGCUGAGGAAAUUUGUAAUGCAUUUAUACGAGUGCGAUACUUUUGCACACGAUAAACAAAGAUAAUAUGCAGGUCGCAGAAGCAGCGCUGGGAAAAGCGGAAGCGCUUGCGAGGAAUGUAACUGUUGCCGUUAACAAAGGAGGGCAACAGGACGCUGCGCCGGAAAUAACAGUCGAUGAUGAAAGCAAUCAGCCGUCUGCAACAUCGGCGAACACCAAGAAGAAUAAACGCAACUGGAAAACCGCACUCCAGUUUUGCAGCAAUCGCAUUGUUAUGCAAUGCAAAAGUACUAUAAUCGUACUAGUAUAAAUUGCAUUACAAAUUUUCUCAGCAUUAAAAAUGGAAUUUGUAGUGCGGGUUUAACUUGACAAAGAAAUUUGUGAUGCAUAAAUACGAUUUGUACGAGUAGUUUUGCAAUGCAUAGUUGUCGCGGUUCUGGACGCUGCUGUGUUGCUGGAGGCCCAGUGGCCCUGUGACGAAGUCUGGUAUGAGAGUGCACAAGAACUGCUCCCGCUCCCCCUGAUAUGUUGUAUUGCAUGAAGAGCAUGACAAAAAGAAUAAACCAGUACAGGUGGACCCGGUGCUGCAUGACAAAUUCAUACGCCGAGUGUAGUACUGUUUGGAACUUGUUCCAUCGGCGGAAUUUGUCAUCCACGCGGUGCCACAAGGAGGUAUAGGUAACAACUGGAUUUGGGUUUUUGCAUGACAAAUGAGGGGCAGUUGUAGGGGGAGUAGUUGCGCACUCUCAUAUCUGGUCGGUCUUCUGUAACCGGGAGGUGCAGGUGGAGCGGAUUAUGGCACGGGAUCACAUUAUGCAAGAAAAAAACUGUGUAAGUGUAACUCUGUAAUGCAGACCAUGCAACAGAGUUACACCUGUCAUGCCAGACAACCAUGAAGUCCUCUUUUCGUGUGUGUUUUCCCUUUCGAGCCACGCAUGACAGGUUUUCUCUGUCAACACGUAGAGCAAAUUUGUGAUGCUGUCAGCCAAAGAAAGUUACACUAUACGCAGUUUUUUUCUUGGAUACACAUCACGCAGGAGCAGGCCGAAAACAGGCUGGGCGCGCAGAUUUCGAACAAGAAGCGCGUUGCCGUGUCGGACGUCGUUUUGACUUCGCAAUUCGACCGGUUUGGGGAGCCGGUUAGAACCGCUGCUGCUGCUGCGCCAGUUGUUGUAGACAAGGGUAUUACAACAACAUCCACCACGGCUACGACGACGUCGACCCCCAAUGCGGCGGGAGUUCCUGGAACAAUUUUAAGCACCUCGUCGUCGUCGUCCCCACCAACCCGGACUGUUGAAGAACUGAAUAGGAACCAGCAUUUACUCAGCUUCACCGUGCACAAAGCGGUCACGGAGCUGCUGGAUCGGGUCGAAACGCUGGUGGAAUACGAUGCGGAGCAGGUUGUGCGUGCCGGGACGAGCCAGCAGAUGAGAUGGAGACCUGGGCCGCGAGGAACAUCAAAUAGGCUGAAAAUCGACCUCGAAAAUAAUCCAGGAAACGAAAAUCAAGUAUCAGGCAGCAAGCAGUUAUUUGAGGGAACUCACGAGCUGGAACUACCGGCUGGUACUGGUGCCCACCCGGAGAAUAUCUCUUCCAGCAAAAGAAACUUGGUGGAGCGGAUGCUCCGGGAUGCCGAUCAUGCGAAUUCCUGUUCCCCACCUACUUCUUGUCCACCUCCGGCCGCCGCAGUGAAGAAGGUGUGUUCAUCUCCUGCUCCCGCUUCUAGUGGAGGAGGCGGUUCUUGUGCCAGCACAGGAGCUGCUGCUGCCCCCACAGCACGACCUGCUGUCGUCGUCCGCGAAGAUGCUGGGCGACGAGAUGGCGUGCCGCGCGGCGGGGACAACAUGGCGAUGGCCGCAGGAGGAGCUCCACAGUCUAGUACUUCUUACCUCCAACAGGACGACAACCUGCUCAAAAACAAAAACGCGGUCGUGCACCAAGAGCAAGAUCCGGGACAACUGCAUCAUGAACAUCAUCUUCCGGGACAACUACAGACUUGUAGCGGGGAAGACCACGAUAUGGAUGUGUCAGAGUUGAAAUCGACAAAGUUGAAAUAAUUUGUGAUGCAUAAAAUCUAUACCAGUUCGACCCACAGUUUCCAAUCGGUGCAUGACAAAUUUUCCUGGCCUCUGAAGCACGUCUGUCAUGCUGUUUAGGGCAAGAUGGCUGCUCCCUGUCAUGCUAGUCAGCAGCCCAAUUCUUGACCCUUACCAGCACUAGAAUCUGCCUCCCUUGCGCCUUCAGCAAUAGAGUCAGUCUUUGUGUCGCAUUUUAUGCAUGACAAAUCAUUUCAACUUUGCGGAUUUCAACUCUGACACCUCCAUACACGACGGUCCUCGUGGUACAGCAGAUACUUCUGAUCCUUCUCUUAUGGAACUGUCAGGUUUGAAAUCGUCAAAGUUGAAAUAAUCUGUAAUGCAUAAAAUGCAUGACCCGAGGUACGUGUGUUGCAGAGCAGGCAAGUGAGGCCGAUUGUAAGCCUGUUUGGGGUUACAGCUCGAGCUGCUAAAGUAGCAUGAGAAAAUCUAAAUCACUAUUCUUUGCCUAAACAGCAUGACAAACUGGAUUUAGGGACCGCCGAAAUUUGUCAUGCGCCACUUGGAAACUGGGUUCCAACUGGCAUCCAUUUUAUGCAUGGCAAAUUAUUUCAACUUUGUCGAUUUCAACUCUGAUGAAUCCAUAUCUCUGCCAAGAGCACGACCAUCCUUCGCCGACCGUGUCGCAGUCAUGGCACAGCCACGUGGAAGUGCGGAAUAUUGGCGCGGUGGGCUGCACAUGCACAAGCUGCAAACCGACCAUCUCGUCGGGCCCCAGAUGUUGAACAAGGGUCGUGGUGGGCCAGUAUGUUCAAAUUACCCGAUCAUACAACAAGCAGUACCCUCGACACCAUAUGGAAAUGAGAAUACCCAACAUAGCGCGGCAGGAGUUGCGAUGGCGGCGCCGUUGGAUGAUCAUGUGAACAACUAUCCAGGUGGAUUCGGGGGGCGGCAGGGACACGACCAGGGGCAUGACCAGAUGAACAAGCAGCAGCAGUACCACCAUGACCAGGACAACCACUUCUAUCAGCAGCCGUCGUGGACGACGAGUUCUAAGCAGCAGUCGCGCGAUGUUGACAAUUUUUACGACGAUCGGAAUAAUUACAUGGCUUCUAAUUCUACUAGUACUGCUCCACGACCAACAGGAGUGCGGCCCCUGAAUAAUUUUGUUUCACAAGAACUACAUCCACAACCAGCUGUAGGGCGGGCGACGUCUACUGCACAUCAUUACUACAAAGGAGUAUCGUGCAGCACCUCGGAGUUGGAUUCCAAUUUUUACAGUGUCGGGAAAAAUUAUAAAGGAGGUCGUGCGAAAAAUAGCCCUACGUUUGGAGGUGGAGGUCGUGGUGGACCACAAUUCUCGUACUACCAAGAAACAAGCAGGCAGCAACAGGAGCAAAAUUGGAACGGCAAAAAUUACAACUCCGAAAACAGCAUGAUGCCCAGAAGCAACGUAUCCGGAGCUUGCACGCCGCGGGGGAGCAAUCGGGACAAGAAUCGGGAUCAGUCGUACUUUCAUCAGUAAAAACUGAAAGAAUGCAAAUGCUGGCCGUAAAAAUCAAUAUGAAAUUUAUGAAUUCUCGAAUCUUUUAUUUAGAACCUACUUGGAUUUUGUUUAUCUUUAUACUAAAUGCUUCUAUCAAAUGAGGACUGGCAAUGUUAAGUAAGUUCUCAACAACUACAUCUGAUUGCAACUAAUACGAAUUACUCUUGUAUUGUUUUUUCUUCUUCUUUAUACGUAUGCUUAUAGCAGAAAUAGGUUGUUCUUCUUCCAGACUCCGCGCGACACUAGGUCUUCAGAAGACAAAAGUCUUUAAACAUUGAACGACUUGCAAGGAGGGUGUAAAAGAUAAUUAUCACUAUCUCUAUCAAUCUAUAGAAUUGACGCUAAUGUACUGCUUCUGCUUCUCUACUUUUUAAUCGGUAGCAUUGAGACGCUGCUUCUCUACUUUUUUAUCAGCGACGAGGGUGUGCGAUGAGUCGCACUAAAGAGACUCUUUUGGUAGCUACAGAAAAAAAUAUUCGAGGGAGCAGCAUUAUCCUUAAGCGAGGAUCAUGGCUUCCCUGUUUUGUAAAGUACACGACACAGCAGGAAUAAAAAAAAGUCUAUACGGAUUCUUUACGGGCUGGGGAUCAUGGUCUUGAAUAGCAUAACAGGAAAAAUGAAAACUGAAAAAUACUAUGAUUAUGAAGCUGGGUGGAAGGUUCUUCUAUUUUCACUUGGGCAGUAGGCCACAUGAAACAAAUAUUUGGAAAUAGGGCGACGAGGGGUAAUUAUGUUACCUUACUGCCAAUCAUGAUUAAAAAUGCCGUCAGACCACAAUGGGUUUUUUUGCGUAGUGAUAUCUUCUUGAAAUGAAAGACCAAAAGGAUAAUAAAGCAAUAGUAAAAAAGCGUUGAAAUUAUAGGGGAAAAGCAAAACGUAACACUUUCCUGUGUAGGUGCUGCUGUAGCGCCGCUCUGGAGGUUCUUUUCUACUUUAUUGUCCUGUUGGUUACUAGUUUCUACGUUGAAACACAGGAAAAAUAGAGCGGUCAUCAUCUUCUCAAUGAAUACGCUUGAAGAUUCUUGGGGUUGCUUUAGGUAAAAUCUACCAAAAAACUCAAUGCUGAGUGAAAUUGAGGCGGAGCAGAAGCAGUUCUACUUUCUGUAGUUUCACUACGUGCUCGCCUUCCUGUAGUUUCACUUUCUAAAUUUUGCUGCAGUUGUUACCCCCUAUUUUGGAUUGUUCUAGUCUGGAGUUUUAGUUCUCUUCUUUUGCAUCUGUGUUUUCCGCUUGUUUGGUACAGCUUUUUGAUUUUGCGGCAGGGGGGCAGCGGAUAUUGUAUUCUAGUUGGGGGCUGCUGACUGUGUUAUAGCUUCACUUUGUUUUUGCGGGUGUUGGUCCCAGCGCGGUUCGUCGUUGUAAAAACACUAGAUAAGUGUUGUAGCUCCUCUUUCUACAUCAGUCUGCAAAAUAACUCCACCUCCAAGCUUUAUAGUCGUGGUUUGAAUUUUGUCGAGUCUAACUCUGACUACACGACGCCUAUGUUAAAUUUUGGGAAAAAUUUUAUACAAUCGCUGUCAUCAAUUAAUUUUCUUGGUUGGCCGCGCCAGAUGAUGGCGAGCGUCGCAAUUUCAGAAAAAAUUAAAAAUAUUAAAAAUGUUGAGGGACUAAUUAAGUAUACUUGUUGUGCGCUUUGCGAGUAUGAAUUUGAUGCAGACCAAUACUAAUUAAAAAUGAGCUGAAGUCUUAGUCAUAGACAUCUUUUGGACAGCGAUUUCCGUUUUGAUUAUCCGUUAGCGAUAGCAUUUGCAUUAGCAAACGCUCUGUAAGUACUAGUCCUGUCGUGCCUGCGACUGCCGCGGCUACCGCACCACACUGCACUACCUACGACUAGGACUACCGCAAUAAAGAAUAUUGACGAAACAUGAACCGAGUAGAUGAGUGAACUCGGUUUAUUGUGUAGAUCAUGUGCGUUUUAAGUAUGAUUCCAUGUGGAAGUGAGCAAGGGUAAGUAGUUCUUGUUCGAGAGCCCCGCCAGAGUUUCGUGUCAGCGACGCGCUCGACAGUAGAGACCUCCAACAACUCCUUGCUAGAUCUUCUGCAAGUGCAAUCUAUUCGGCUUCAGUAAUUUUAAAAAUUUCGAAAUGGAAAUUGUAUUUUUCAUGAUCGGUGUUGAGGAACAAGUAAGCCAUUCGGCCGACGAGCGGAGAAAUAAGAAAGUGAAGCUUUAUAAUUGAGGUGGAUUCUAUUUGUCGAAGGGCUUCUUUUUUGCCUCAGACAGGAAAUAAGUUGAACUUGACUUCGAAAAAAAAACGAAUUUUACUACAGCGGUCGUGUGUUAUGGAGCAGGAAGGCUUCAAGUUGAUUCUGUCGUGUAUGAAAUUAAAGAAAAGCUAC
Messenger RNA from Amoebophrya sp. A120, 17849 nucleotides. The record is from the annotation of a GenBank genome assembly. Lineage: Eukaryota; Dinophyceae; Syndiniales; Amoebophryaceae.